UCAACAGAAGAACCGUUACACCAGAAAGAGGAAGCUUGGAAACCUCAGUCAGACAACCAAUACAGUAACGCUUUCGUUUUACGCUCAACAGCUGGUUUAUUUACGAGCGAGUGCGUUGUGUUUAAAUGUGAGCCUGCGCCUUUAAGAAAACCGGCGCGAAUCAGAUCGAAAUGGAAGUGUGAGUAAAAAUGUCCAUUGUAGCAAAGCGAUGUGGAGUGAAAUUUAUUCCUCCUUCCAUCAUCCUUAUAUAUGAGAACAAAAACACCAGCAAAAUAAGGAAAAGAGUCAUUCCUGUCAGGAAUUUCUCUCAGUAUUCAGACUGUAGUCGAGCAGCAGAGCGCCUGAAGCAUCACGUGCGCCACAGCAUUUACCUGGAGUCCGUUUCUUUGGCUCAGCUGGAGAGGCUUCAUCUCAUCCUCCGCGAUCAUCUGAAGGGUCUCAGCCUGGAGGAGAGUCUCGCCGCCAGACGGCGGUCCGACCCCAACGACGAGGACCUGAAUAAACUGAGCGACGACGAGCUGAACCGCAGGAAGGCCCAGAUGGACGAGCUGUUCGAGCGCAACCGCAAACACAAGGAGGAUCCGGACUUCGUGUACGACCUGGAAGUGGAGUUUCCAGAGAAUAGCGUGCGAGAAACGUGCAGCUGGGACGAAGAGCAGUCCGAUGAAGAGUUUUAGAGACACUACAAUGGAUUUCAAACGAUUCAGAAUGAAAACACAUGGAGAACUGAUGCAUUAUGGGACUUCUGUUGAAAUCUGAUGAUGACUUUGUUAAGUCUGUAUAGUACAGACAACAAAAUAUUAAUAAAUACCAAAUAUAAACAGCACUCAUUCAUAGGCUUUCAUACAUAUCAAAUGACAGAGGAGAUUUAAUGGUAAAUAUUUAUUUGUUUUUACGAAAAGCUGUACGGAACAUCUAAUCCAUAUAAUUUCAGAGAUAGUUAAACAUGAAAAAAUAAAACGCUACUUGAUUGUCACACUGUCAACCUCGCGGAUUCUACCCACUACUGAU
Labeo rohita (rohu) is the source of this 1011-nucleotide messenger RNA. It is a transcript of the gene cep19, whose product is annotated as centrosomal protein 19. Lineage: Eukaryota; Metazoa; Chordata; Actinopteri; Cypriniformes; Cyprinidae. Gene Ontology annotation, cellular component: spindle pole; ciliary basal body; centrosome. The transcript is spliced from 3 exons. The record is from RefSeq and is a predicted model, not a curated record. Gene Ontology annotation, biological process: microtubule anchoring at centrosome; trans-Golgi to periciliary membrane compartment transport. Bases 189 to 677 code for a protein of 162 amino acids.